Neodiprion fabricii is the source of this 1605-nucleotide messenger RNA. Its product is annotated as probable ATP-dependent RNA helicase DHX35. The record is from RefSeq and is a predicted model, not a curated record. The coding region runs from base 60 to 881 and encodes 273 amino acids. Gene Ontology annotation, molecular function: RNA binding. Lineage: Eukaryota; Metazoa; Arthropoda; Insecta; Hymenoptera; Diprionidae. Gene Ontology annotation, cellular component: catalytic step 2 spliceosome; intracellular anatomical structure. The transcript has 5 exons.
CAUUCUUGCUCUACACAGAGGAUGCUUUUGACAAAUUUGUUGAAGCAACUCCUCCAGAAAUGCAACGUUCAGAUCUAGCACCUGCCAUUCUACAGCUGAAAGCUCUGGGCAUCGAUAAUGUCUUGCAAUUUAAUUUUCCCUCACCGCCACCAACAAAAAAUCUCCUGUGUGGCCUAGAACUGCUUUAUGCUUUGGGGGCCAUUGACAAUAAUGGAGAAUUGACAAGUCCGCUGGGAGCAACAAUGGCAGAAAUGCCAUUAGAUCCUGUCUAUGCCAAGUGUUUAAUAAUCUCAGGUACUAUGGAAUGCUCUGCGGAGAUAACAAUCAUCCUAGCUAUGCUUCAGGUACAAAAUGUGUUUACAAUACCCGGAGGGGGUCAAGCAGCUCUGAAAGCACGAGUUGCACGUCGCAAGUUCGAAGCAGAAGAAGGGGAUCUGAUCACGUUGUUGAAUGUCUAUACGGCCUAUGAGUCCCAGAAAGUAACAAGCUGGUGUCACCAGAAUUUUCUCAAUCACAAAACGCUACGAAGAGCCACAGAAAUUCGUACCCAGAUGUGUAAAAUGCUUAAAAAGUUGAAUAUUCCACUUAUCUAUUGUCAAGGUGACACCGAAAAGGUUCUGAGGUGCAUUACUGCCGGCCUGUUUCCCAACACUGCGUAUCUUCAUUACACUGGGGUGUACAGGACCGUUCGAGGUAGCAGGGAACUUCACAUUCACCCCAACAGCUGUUUGUACACUGUUCAACAGCCUCAAUGGCUCAUCUUUUGCGAAAUUUUGCACACCAGCAAAACGUACAUGCGAGAGUUGACAGUUGUAAAACCAGAAUGGCUGGAAGAACUAGCACCUCAUUUCUACCAAAGACGUGCCAUCGAUCCCUUCUAGCCCCCCAACGGAUGAAAAUGAAUGGAUCGCUGUUUUAAAAUACAUCAUAAACGAUGGAAGAAUUUGCAAGCACUAAAACCAUGAGAGAAUUUUCAAUUUUUCCAUCAAUGACUUUCAUUAGAUAGAAAAAAUAGAUAUGAAUUUUGGCAACUAAUAAAUUGGUACUUUGUGUAAACCGAGUUGAUUUAUUUUUUGUUGUCGUGAUCAAUACUCGAACUGAAUCCGCUUACUUAUUUCUACCGAUGCUGCAUAUUAAAAAGUUCUGUAAGUGAUAAGUGAACUUGAAAAUUUCCUGUACAUCCUUAGAGUCUUGCAACGUUUUGAAUACAAAAUAGGAUAAUUUUAGGAAAUUUGAUGGAAUAUGAAAUCACGGGAUGGUAAGAAAAUUAGGAACAUUAAUUAUAGCCAACCAAAAAUUGUUGAGCAAAAGAUAGGAAUUUAUGUAAAAAUAAAUGGGACUCUUUAGUGGAUUGGUGCAAGGUGCGUAAAUUUAAUAAGUAUAAGAAGAAUACACAAGUUUCCUAAGAAAUAUAAAAAUAAGUAAGUUGAAAUAUUUAUCUACGUGUAUGGUUUGAGUGAAUGGGUUAUUCGGCACGAUGUUUUUGCAGUUUUGCAUAUCUGUAAACCUCGAGGACAGAUAACUAACUUAUGAAACUUCGUGAUUAAAUUCACGUAAAUGUAUAAAGCUUCAACUUUCAGAUUUUCAGUGUGAUCUGUUGAGUUC